Molecule: messenger RNA, 615 nt
Organism: Lycium ferocissimum
Lineage: Eukaryota; Viridiplantae; Streptophyta; Magnoliopsida; Solanales; Solanaceae
Product: protein MHF2 homolog
Exons: 6
Coding region: 79-390 (103 amino acids)
Biological process (GO): resolution of meiotic recombination intermediates; DNA repair; replication fork processing
Cellular component (GO): FANCM-MHF complex; Fanconi anaemia nuclear complex
Source: RefSeq, a predicted model, not a curated record
GAACAUUCUUGUUUGCCCCUUUCUGUCCUUUUCAGCGUUGUUGCGGAUUCGCUAUUCAUUUGAGGGAGGGAGCAUCCGAUGGAGAAGGAGAACACCUUCGAUCCGGAUUUGGUCCACGAAAUUUUCAAGCUAGUUUGGAAAAGGAAAGCUGCAGAGCGUGGGAAAAAUGAAUUAUCUGAGAAUAUGGACAACGAGGUUGGAGCUGGAUCAUCAAAGAGAAGUCGCCCUACCUUUGCUAAUGCAAAUGCACUGAAGCUGAGCUCUGAAUUCCUCCGAGUCUUUGUAGCAGCUAUACAACGUGCUGCUACUAUUGCUGAAGCGGAGGGCAGUAUCAAAAUAGAAGCAACACAUUUAGAGAGGAUACUUCCUCAGUUACUUCUAGAUUUUUAAGGUACUUGAAGGAGAUAUGGAAUCAUAAAGCUUUGUCUGUACAAGAGUCCAGAAAUGGGGUUUAUCUUCUUAAAAGUUGGAAUGCCUCUUUUCUCCUCUAAACGUUCUAGAUGUUGGAUGAUUUCUUUGUAGCUGUUGGACUAACUAGCAAACUUUGAUAAGAGAUGUGCUUUUAGGAUGUACGAUACUCCACAUGUUCUCGAAAAAUUAAAUUUUUGUUUUCUA